AUGUUCCAAAUCGAAGGAGAAAGGUCAGAAGAGCCUAAACCGGCUGAAGUACUUGUCGAUGUACCCAGUGAAUGUAGAUCCAUGCUUAACAAGGUUAUCAAGUUGGUGGACCCAAGAUUUCAGUCGGUAGUGGCUCAUGUCCUCCAUAUAGUGCCUAAAGAGAUCUUGAUGUCCAUAAUAGCUGCAGCACCUGACUGUAAACUCAGAAUCAUCGAGUGUCUCGACUCAAAGGAUAAUAACAUCAAACGUGUUCGAUAUGCAUCUAUAACGACGAAAUGGGCUACCCCGGAGUGUCUGAAAAAUGUGGAUUGGGGAAAGAUAAUGGGACCUUUCACAGAUCAAAUGGACCAUGAUGUUUGUUGGGCAGUCGUCGUGAGUGAGUUAAUAAGAGCUGUGCGACUCAUUGAAAAACCUAACCAAGACCCCAAGAUAAGUGGUUUCAAAUACGUGAUGAAGAAUGGGAUUCAAUUGGAAGAAGACAGACCGUUCAACGGAUGUUCUGCAAACAUUCCAGCUCGUGAGUCAUCCCGUUUUGGAUACAUCAAAGGCUUUGUCAAGUUAAAUAGUAUCGAGACAGCGCUUCGUGAGCUUGAAGGCCGACCAAUUGGAGCAGCUUUGGCCUUGUUCCACCCUGAGUACAAGAACAUUGGAAAUAAGGUAUAUCGCGGACCUGUCAACUACGAGUCUAUGUUCUGUGGUCUGCACGCGGUUUCUCUACUUAAUGUGGGGGAGGAGAAUGGAGAGAAAUAUGUACUUGCAAGAACUAGCCAUGGGGCUACGUUUGGAUGUGAUGGCUGCAUUAAGGUCUCCUUGGAAGUUAUGCUGGCUUACAUACCCGUUCCUGGUGAAGAAAUCAGCGAAUUCAUACAGAAAUAUUUAGGCACACCCAAGUUUCUACUCACAAGGUUUUCUUAUCCAACGCUAUUCACAGAUGCUGAGGAAGAGAUCAGGAAGAAACAGCAUCUAGACGAAUUGAAGAAUUUGAGGAGGAUCAACUGA
Messenger RNA from Microthlaspi erraticum, 999 nucleotides. The record is from the annotation of a GenBank genome assembly. Lineage: Eukaryota; Viridiplantae; Streptophyta; Magnoliopsida; Brassicales; Brassicaceae.